Messenger RNA from Argiope bruennichi, 681 nucleotides. RefSeq names its product acanthoscurrin-2-like. Lineage: Eukaryota; Metazoa; Arthropoda; Arachnida; Araneae; Araneidae. The record is from RefSeq and is a predicted model, not a curated record. The transcript has 3 exons. The coding region runs from base 1 to 681 and encodes 226 amino acids.
AUGGCGGUGGAGGUGGUGGCGGCUAUGGUGGAGGAGGUGGAAAAGGAGGCGGAGGAGGAGGUGACACUUGGCGGACAUGGAGGAGGUGCCGGAGGCUAUGGUGGCUUCGAAGGCGGCAGUGGAGGAUACGGUGGUGGUGGAAAGGGAGGAUUCGGAGGAGGUGGAGGAGGAUAUGGCGGUGGAGGAUACGGUGGUGGAGGAAAAGGAGGAUUCGGAGGAGGUGGAGGAGGAUACGGUGGUGGAGGAUACGGAGGAGGUGGAGGAGGAUACGGUGGCGGAGGACACGGAGGAGGAGGAGGUGGAGGCUAUGGAGGUGGCAGCGGUGGUGGAAAAGGAGGUAGCGGAGGAGUAGCUAUCGUCGGCAUCAGUUUGUCUCAACUUGGAGGAGGAGGAGGAGGCGGCCACGGAGGUGGUGGUGGAGGAUAUGGAGGAGGAGGAUUUGGAGCUGGUAGUGGAGGAGGAUACGGAGGUGGUAAAGGAUCCGGUAGUGGUUAUGGAGGAGGAUCUGGAGGUGGUUAUGGAGGAGGGUCUGGAUUUGGAAAAGGAAGUGGCAGUGGAUUUGGAGGAGGUUCUGGAUUUGGUAAAGGAGGGGGUGGAGGAUAUGGAGGAGGUGCCGGAGGAUAUGGAGGCGGUGCUGGAGGAUACGGUGGUGGUGGAAAAGGAAGUGGAGGAUACUAUUGA